Rotaria sp. Silwood2 is the source of this 2619-nucleotide messenger RNA. The record is from the annotation of a GenBank genome assembly. NCBI's taxonomy places the organism in Eukaryota, Metazoa, Rotifera, Eurotatoria, Philodinida, Philodinidae.
AUGUGGCUCGUUCUUUUACUAGUUGCUUUCAUAAUAUGGAUAUUUUAUCGACCCUUUAAAUUUUGGAUAAUCGAUCCAUGGCGCAUUCAUCGUGAUCUAUGGGCUCAAGGUGUUCCAGGACGCCAUAUUCCAAUAAUAGGCGAAAUAUUCAACAUUCGUAAAUGUAUUCUUGCUGAAAAUCCACUUGCACAUAGCACAGCUUUGGCAGCACAAUUUGGCGACUAUUACCACGUUUCGUUUGGUCCUGUUGCUCGUUUAGAUACAUUUGAUCCAGCCUUGAUUAAUGGUAUUCUUAAAACCAAUGCUCGUGCUUAUCAUAAAGCAUACAUCAUGCGACUAGUUCUCGGAGCAUUAUUAGGAAACAAUAAUCUUAUAAUGGCCGAAGAUGAGAUCCACGCUCAGCAUCGUCGAUUGAUAGCACCUGUAUUUCAACAUCAAAAUUUAAACUCUAUGAUAUCACUCAUGGUUGAAAUAACAUUGAAUCAUAUGAAAAAAUGGUCGAUUGCUGCUACUGCUGCUCACGACGACGACAAGCCACUAAUUCUCAAUAUGCAUGAGAAGAUGGCACGGUUGACAUUAGAUAUUGUUACAAGUUGCGUGUUUGGUACGGAGAUAAUCUCUGAUGAAAACAUACACGAAACGAUUUAUCGUACCAUAACAGAAUCACUUGAAUUAAUGGAAAAACGUUUGUUUAAUAUGAUUGCUAUCAUUCCAAUUAUCAAUCGUCUCCCAUUACCAAGCAAGCGACGUAUUGAUAAAUGUAUUUGUGAAGGGAAAACUAUUAUUCGACGAAUCGUCGACGAUCGUAAGAAAGGAUUGACUAAGUCAGCUUGUAAAGUUACUGCUGGACAUGAGACAACAUCGACAUUGAUGACUUGGACUCUCUACAAUCUGGCCAACAAUCCGGAUGUCUGCCGCCGAUUAGAAGCAGAAGUGGAUUCGGUGCUGAAAAAUGACGAAGAGAUAACACCAUCGACUCUGUCGCUCUUGACUUACACGGAAGCCGUAUUGAAAGAAUCCUUACGGCUUCAUCAACCAGUGCCUGGAAUAGUCCGUACUGCAGUUAAAGAUAAUACACUAGUUGCCAGUGAUGGAAAAGAGAUUCAUAUCAAGAAAGGAACUGGGAUUUUUAUCAACUUCUAUUUGUUGCAUCACUCGGAAAAGUAUUGGCAUGAACCAUUCAAGUUUAACCCAUCUAGAUUCGAUGACAAUCAAUCAGACAAACUGCUCUAUCCAUUUUCUGCAGGACCUCGCUCAUGUGUUGGACAAAAUUUUGCUAUGUUAGAAGCUAAAAUAAUGUUAGCACUGAUGAUUCGACGAUUUCGUUUCGAGCUUGAACCGGGUCAAAAACAAUAUCAAUCGAUAUUUUACUCGGCUUUCGACACUUACGGUCUCACGGAAUGGACACUAGAAAAAAUGCCUAAGAAUGUCAAAACCGAUCAGCAAAAUACCAAAUUGACAAAAUCUGAUGGAUGGCUUUAUCGAUCGCAUAAUGCUCGAUCAAAAUUUUUCUGCCCAAAAUGUGGUCAUCAGAAAAAGUCAAAUGAUAAAUCUGCUUGGUCUUCAGUUUACACGACGCUCCUUUUUCGCGCUCGAUAUUUGGAACAAAUGGAUGCAGAUGGAGUUAUCUGGAGUUCCGAUCAAAUUCAAAUAAAAAUCUUUGAACAAGGAUAUCUUGUUUGUUAUUAUAUAUCAAAAUUACCAUCAAAUAAUCAAUCAACAAUAAUGGCAAAAUUUUUAGAUACAUUAUCAAAUCGAAAAGAUAAAGAAUAUUAUUUGAAACAAGGUUUUACAUAUAAAAUUGAUAUUGAUACAUCAUUAUUAAUACUUGCGGCUAAUCAACGACGAGAUCAAACAUUUGAUAAAGAUAAUAAUGAAGAAAUAAUAUCAACAAAUUCAAAAAAUCUUAAUGAAAAUGAUCAUAAACAAUUAGAAGCAUUAAAAUUAUUAACAACAUUUUUAUCAACACAAACAUUAGAUGCACUUCGUUUUGCUAAUCAAAUAUGUCGAUAUUUUCUUAAUGAUGCAAAAUAUGAAGGAAUUCGAAUAGCUUUAUCAUAUUUUCCACAUGAUAUUGAUAUUCAUACUAUUGAAGCAAAUAAUCGUCAACAAUCAGUAGAUGAUUUACGAGAAUUUAAAGCAUUCGGAGCUUAUAUUGCAGCCCUUGAAGCCAUUCAACGUUGGUCUGAAUUGCAUCAAAAACAACAAGAUAAUACGUCUACAACGACACGUGAAGAUCAAGCUUAUUUACCAAUAGUAAUAAAAGCUUGUUAUGAUGUAUUUGAUUAUCCACAAGGUUGGCUAGUUGAUAGCACGAAUAUUCAUCAAACAUCACCGGAUAAUGAAACUCGUCAAACUGAAAUGUCAGUCUUACGUCAUAAAUAUAUUUCAAUGUUAGCAUGUAAUCUAUUUCGUAUAUUUGAUUUAAUUAAACAAGAACAAGAAACAUUUCGUUUAAUUACAUUUCUAUCUGAUAGUCGAAAACAACAACUUUAUACAUUAUUUUCGAAAGAAGCUCUUAAUUCAGUACUUUUAUUAACUGAACAUGCAGCUGAACGAUGUCUUGAUCGACAACAACAACAACAGACUGACGAUACAACAGUUAAUUAUUUUCUAUAA